This is a messenger RNA of Zingiber officinale, 1353 nucleotides long. RefSeq lists its product as uncharacterized. Lineage: Eukaryota; Viridiplantae; Streptophyta; Magnoliopsida; Zingiberales; Zingiberaceae. The record is from RefSeq and is a predicted model, not a curated record. The coding region runs from base 1 to 1353 and encodes 450 amino acids. The transcript has 3 exons.
AUGGCUGAAGAAGCGAUUGCCCCUGUGGCUGGUUUUUAUGCUGCUCUGAUUGAUGAAGAGCUACGUAUAGAAGAGGUCGAACUUCAUGCUAAAGAGCAAGAGCUUCUUGCUACAAUUAAUCAAACCCCCUUAAUUGGAGUUUCGGUUCCUCUGGUCGAAGCUUCCAGUUCCCAGGUGGUUCCUGAGGUUUCUGAGGGCCUUCCUACAGAAACUUCUAUUAUCCCUUUGCCAGCUGCCUCUUCGUCAGUGGCUGUUGCUCCCUUACCUACUGCUUCUCUUCCUAUUAUCGAGCUUACAUCCCCUGUAAGCUCAGAAAAAUCCCCUGCUGAGGUUGCCCCUGGCAAACGACCGGGACGCAAACUCACCAGAGCUCCCUCUUCUAAAAGGAGACUCAUCCUUUCUACUGUGGAGUUACUUUCAGAAGGUUUUGCUCCUACUACCCUUCCCUUUACUAAGCCUACUUUGGUUGAUCUUUAUCCUUCCCUUAUUUUCUCUUCCUCUCCUUCUUCCAGCAGUACUGCUCCCGGUGGUACUUCUUUUACUUUUCCCCUAUCUUUACCAGAAUCUGGGUCUUCACCUUCUUCAUCCUCUUCUUAUUUGGUUUUCGCUCCCCCUUCUAUUCCAACCUCUUCUUUUUCUACAAGUUCUUCUUCUAUUCCCGUCCUCCUUGUAUUGCUGGGAGGUUCUUUUACUACUGCUCGAGAGGAAAUUCGCCCCCUCUUUGGAGGGCUUACCCCUUCUGAGAUAAUCAAUCAAUUUUCCCAUGAGGAAACCAAGAACGAGAAGCUUAAACAACAGGUUGCUGAGAUGUCCUCUACCACACUUUCAGAAGAAUCUAGGAAACAAUAUGAAGGCCAUCUUGAGAUCCUUCAAUCUCAAUUUAAAUCGGCUAUGGACCUCAACACUGAAUUAUCUUCCAAAUUAGAGAAGCAGAUUACUGAGACAAACAAACUGAAGUCUGAUUAUGAGUCUGCAUUAGCUGACAAACUCAAAACUCUACAUUUGAAAGAUAAUGAAAUAGCUUCUUUAAAUGUCUCCUUGAACACAGCCAAAACAGAGGUCUCCACUAAAGAUGCCGAACUGAAGUCUUCCCAGACAGCUUUAGUUAUUUACCAAGCUGGUGAAGAUGAUCGUUUCAAGGAGCGGGCCACAACCCUAAUUAGAUCUACUGAAUUCAAUAGGUCGAUUAUAAAAUCUAUUUUGGCAGCUUAUACUGCCGGAGCUGAAGGAGUCGUUGAGCAAUUAAGGGAGAAAGGCUUCUUGUCCCAUAAUCCUCCUCCCAACUUCUUGGAUCGACGCAAGCUGAUUGAUAAUAGGCCUGAUAAUCUGUUUCCUCAAUUAUCUAUAGAAUAA